This is a messenger RNA of Ilex paraguariensis (yerba mate), 867 nucleotides long. Lineage: Eukaryota; Viridiplantae; Streptophyta; Magnoliopsida; Aquifoliales; Aquifoliaceae. The record is from the annotation of a GenBank genome assembly.
AUGCUGACGCUGACGCUGGUGGCCUUACACCGUUAUUCCAGGUCAAUUCUCGUCUUCCUUGAAGAGAUAAUGAUGCACACUGAAGCAGCAAUUUGUGAGUCACAGAGCAAAGUGUACCGAGGUGUAUGCUUUAGGAACAACAAUUGUGCUUCAAUUUGUCAGAAAGAAGGUUUCCUAUCCGGCCAAUGCAAGGGGUUCCGACAUCGGUGUAUGUGUUUCAAGGACUGUGACGGAUCAGGAGGAUCUCCUCCUCCAGACGACACUCCUCCAGACAACCCUCCUCCAGACAACCCUCCCGAUACCCCUACUCCUGAUCCUCCUGACAGCCCUCCCAGUUCCUCUUGUCCCCCUCACACUCCUAUUCCUCCACCUGAGAGUCCACCCACUUCCUCUUGUCCUCCUCCCAAGAGUCCUCCCAGUUCUUGUCCUCCUCAAACUCCUCGUCCUCCUCCUAAGAGCCCUCCCAGUUCCUCUUGUCCCCCCCAGACUCCUAUUCCUCCACCUAAGAGUCCACCCACUUCCUCUUGUCCUCCUCCCAAGAGUCCUCCCAAUUCUUGUCCUCCUCCUAAGAGCCCUCCCAGUUCCUCUUGUCCCCCCCAGACUCCUAUUCCUCCGCCAAAGAGUCCUCCCAGUUCUUGUCCUCCUCCAACUCCUAGUCCUCCUCCUAAGAGCCCUCCCAGUUCCUCUUGUCCCCCCCAGACUCCUAUUCCUCCACCUAAGAGUCCACCCACUUCUUCUUGUCCUCCUCAGACCCCAAGUCCUCCUCCUAAGAGCCCUCCGACAUCCUCUUGUCCUCUUCAAACUCCUAAUCCUGCUCCUCCUAGUCCUCCUCCUACAAGCCCUCCGACUUCCUCUUGUCCUCCUUGA